AUGGGUGCAAUGCACGGCAAGUCGUCCGCCUGUAUCACAAGUCUCGAGUACAACAGCGAGCUGGAAGAACAUAUCGACAGCCUAACCGAGUCCGGGGCCGUGUCCGAAGAUGAGAUCAAACGAGUCAUAGCCCGACUGUGCCAAAAUAUGGUGCAGUUCACUGACUUUAUGAGGCUACGUACUAACGAAGAGAUGGAACUCUAUGUUUGGAAAAGCUUUUUGCGUCCCAUCAAGGCUCUGAUGAAGCUCCCGCAUCCGCAAGGGAACUUUGUAGCUGCCCGAAUGGUCCUAUAUCUUGCAUACCAGAUCCACCAAACCCUCGAUGAAAAGGAGUACCUGCGCCAAGCCGAUGCCGAAAAAGCUACUAUGCCUCUAUGCCAAUUAUGCAUCAAGUUGGACGAAACUCUUCUUAAGGCCUUGAGGAAUAUUUGGAAAGCUAGUACCGACUUUGAAGAAGAUUUCAACUGGGUCUUUGUCGAUGAUAGGAUUCAUCUAGCACCUGGAGAGGUAGCCAUGGACGAUAAUGACCUGAAGAUCGCGCAAGCUCUAUCGCCCUCCGAGCGCACUCGGGUGUCCAAGGAGAAUGGUGUAGAAUACGCCUAUUAUUCGGAUCCAUUCGGCGUCAACAAAGCCAACCCUACACCCUAUAAGGGUCCCAUACCAAGAUGGGAUUGUGGCCAAGAAGACACUGACAGUUUCAUAUGGUCUACUAAGAGUUCCGAUGGACCGAUCCGACUAGAAAUCUCCUAUGAUGUCAGAAUCCCAAGAGCGGGAUAUAAUGGUUUGUCCCCACCGGACAGUAGUAUCCCUAUGUUUCGUCGAUCCAAGCAGUUUUGCCUUGAUGCACGGCAGCUUUCCGAAGCUGAACGGCGCAAACAAGUGCAUUUUGUACUCGACAAAAUUGUCAGAUAUUACAAAGUGCCUCCAGAGAUACACUAUCAGAUCCUUGAAUAUCUUCCAUACCGCGAGGCAUUCCCAUAUAUCCAGAAACUCGAUCUCGUGGCAGCGUAUGCUCCCUUUCCAGCGGCCAGUGGACUUUGCGAAGACUGCUGUAAAGGACCAAAGUUGUCGUGGCUGAGACGAACAUGCCCAGGCUUAUCCAUAUGGAUCUGGAAUCUUCCACUCCGCUGUUUUCACGUUUUUCAUCUCGGCCAAUAUAGAAAUUGGACGUUGUGUGCUCAUGGUGCUGAGUGUACAGGUCAUCAUGACAGCCAUGAUAGAGAUUGGAUUGUUGAGCGAGGUCCCGGUCUAAGUUUGUUCAUAGAGAGGGAGAUAUCAAGAUUGAAUGAUGAGUUUGUGUCCCUGGAUCAGGUUGGACUAGGUCCCGCUCUGAAGAUCCGCCUCGACACAGAAGAAGAGGACAGGGACCGACAGCAACGGCUUGCAUUGGGUCAGGGAAUAUACCAAGACUCGGUAGAUGACUGGAAAAUGAGCGGCGGUCUAGGCGGUCUUGUAGAUUGCAUGCUUCAUGGCAGAGUGCUGGUCGGUGCUUGGGGUCGUGAUGGCGCGGAUAAGGGAACUAUGCAAGUGCCCACCCAGUGGGCACAUGGCGGUGGUCUUAAGGAUCAAGAACGUGCCAUCCAAGCAAUCCGAGAUUUACAUGCCUGGCCUGGAUGCUGCGAGUGGUGUUGA
Fusarium pseudograminearum CS3096 is the source of this 1632-nucleotide messenger RNA. RefSeq lists its product as uncharacterized. Bases 1 to 1632 code for a protein of 543 amino acids. NCBI's taxonomy places the organism in Eukaryota, Fungi, Ascomycota, Sordariomycetes, Hypocreales, Nectriaceae. The transcript has a single exon. The record is from RefSeq and is a predicted model, not a curated record.